CUCGAUAUCUUCAUUAUUGGUGCUAUGCAGCUACGCACUUGAGCUCAACAGGUUAUGGGCCCAGAGCAUUGAGAUAAAACGAUCCUCACUGAGUGAGUUAACGGCAAGUAAGUGUGUAAAAGAAAGUAAGGAUGGCGAGCAGAGCGUCAGGAUUUCUAGCACCACCGUUUUUAUUCAGCGGAUCAGAAGACAAGUGUUAUCUGUGGGAAACGAGGUUACUUGGAUAUUUGUAUAGUCUAAAACUGAAAGAGACUAUACUGCAUGAACCUACUGAUCCUAAUGCCGAACGGAUAGCCGAAGAUAGGCUGAAAAAUGCAGAUUGUUAUGCUGAAUUGAGAAGGUUGAUAGAUGAUAAAAGCCUAUCACUAAUAAGACAUGAAGUGUUUUCAGGGGCGGUACUGAUGGACUGUCGGCUUUUGUGAUGGAUGGAGAUUCAGUCGCUCUACACACUAAUGUUGAAACAAAACAACAAGAAGUCAUAAAGUGGCAUUAUAAAGACACUAGAAUAGCUCAGAUCGCUGGAGAUCUCAGUUUUAUCUGUACAGAUGUUCAGUGUAAUGGUGGUACUGAGAGAUUCAGAGAGAGGCUAGAGCUGGACAAUAAAACUGGAACUCUUACAAUCAGAGACACCAGAACCACAGACUCUGGACUUUAUGAAUUAAAGAUAUUCAGCAGCAGAUACACCACCGAAAAGACCUUCAACGUUACCAUUCGUGGCGUUUCUGCUGCUGAACGAGAUGAAAUGAGGAGAAAGUCAUUGAUGGAAGGAGAAUCAGUCACUUUAGAUCCUGCUGUAACGAAAAACCCAAAUGAUGUGAUGGUUUGGUAUUUUAAUGACAUUUGCAUCGCUGGAAUCAAUGAAGAACCCAGAAUGAUUUGUACAGAUGUUCAGUGUAAUAACAGCACUGAGAGAUUCAGAGACAGACUGAAGCUGGAUCAUCAGACUGGAUCUCUGACCAUCAUGAACAUCAGAACCACAGACUCUGGAGAAUAUACACUACAGAUCAGCAACAGCAGAUUCAGCAUCACGAGGAGCUUCAGUGUUACUGUCACUGGUUUAGGUCUGUCUGCAGGUCAAAUAGCAGGAAUAUGUGCUGCUGCCCUGCUUCUUAUUGGUGCAACUGUUUGCGUGCUUUUUUACCAACAUCGAGUGAGAAAGAGAGACACUAAGAUGAAGGACAGUUCUCAGGUGAAUGGUGUUCAUGAUUUGUGGCCUGAUCAUAGCGACAGUCCACUGAUGGAUGAUUUUAAAGAGAGCUCUUUUAAUCACACGAUGCUCGAGAGAACAUUACUAAUCACAUUGAGAUCGAGCCCGAGGCUGCCAGUGAGAUUUAAUUUUUUUUUUCAAAAUUGUAAGGUUUGUAUUUUUUGUAUUUUAUAUUUUUGCUUUUGAAAUGCUCUAUUUUACAAACACAUUGAGCGUGUCCUUGUUAAACUUGAAGUGUUUUUACCACGUGCCCUCAUCGUGACAUCGUGCCAUUCAACGUAAAGUUGAAUAAUAGCUUUUGUUUGCAUUUGCUUAUCAUUGUGGAUAGAAGAAAUCGUUUCUGUACAGCACCCUACUAUAUCUGUGAAAAGCGUUGCCCAUUUAUCUCUGAUAAUGCAUGGAAUAUUAUAUACCUUAUUAUAUACCUUAAGAAGCAUGGAUGUUUUAUAAGGGCCAAACUAGAUGAAAAUCAGAAAUCAGAAAUUCAGAAUGCUUAAAGACAUGUAUUAUUUGAAACUAGACCAGGUACCAGAUGGGAUGUCUUAUAGUUCUGCGACAGACACCAUCACAGAGCAUAGUCACAUGAGGUAAAGACAGAUUGAGUCUUAUCUGAGAGAUUUUGAUGUAGAUGAGAAAUGUUCAUAGUCCAUGUAAUGAUAGUCCAAAAGUGGUGAGCUGGCAACGAGUCCAAAAAAAAAAUACAUUUUAGGUUUUAGGACAGAUUUGAUGAAAGGUUUUGGUCCACUUUAAAUGCUGACUGCUAUUUCUUUCCCUGGCACUCCAUUCCAAAAUAUGCGCCUAUAGCUGCUUACAGGUUAAAGAAUAACAAAAAAGUGGAUAAAGUUGCAAAGGGGCCCUUAAAAGAAGGAAAAUGUAGAAUUGCAAAUAUGAAUCGGUAAAGCCAAAAUAAUAAGUGUUUAAUCUGGGAAAAACGUAAGCACAAAUAGCAAGAAAUGUGGGAUAAUGAGGGGAAAAGGAGACAUCUAUACCAAGUUCAAAAGACUUUCAAGGUAAAUAGGCAGGAAGUGGAAGCGUUAAAGACGAAUGUGUAUUAACAAGAUUCAGACAGUAAGGCAUAAAGAUUAUGGGUCACAUUAAAAAUAGGGAAACAACUAAUAGCCUUUAUCGGAAAUUGGGCUUUAAUGGGAUUUGAUGGUAAUGAAGGAAGAGUGAUUUUUAAUAACUAAGAAUAUUUACAAUGGAAA
Molecule: messenger RNA, 2412 nt
Organism: Puntigrus tetrazona (Sumatra barb)
Lineage: Eukaryota; Metazoa; Chordata; Actinopteri; Cypriniformes; Cyprinidae
Exons: 6
Coding region: 422-1393 (323 amino acids)
Source: RefSeq, a predicted model, not a curated record